AGAGCACUUGGGAGAUGGAACUAAAUCGUGUUGUUGCGGAGCAAGGUUUUCUCCGUCAGCAAGAGGCCCUUCUUCAUGAUCACAAGCUCGAUGUUCAAGCAACGCGCGAAGUUGUCAAUAUUAUCGAUGCCUGUGUUGCUGCUUUUGCCAAACAAGCGUCACCGAAGCGUCCGGCAUUCAUCCACACCUCACCUACAAAUAGCUUGAAGACUCGGGAUGCACUCCUUACUGAGGUUCGUGCAAAACAGCCUGAUCACGAAAGUCGCAUUGAUGCGAUUGCACGCGCUGAGGCUGUCAGGCAGAAGGAGCUGGAGGCGAGGAUCGGAGAGUUCGAAAAGGAGUUGGGUGAUUUUGUUACGGAAGGCAAACUGAAGAAGACUGGUGGGGCUGAUGAAGUUGAGAGGAUGAGGGCCGCUAGGGAUGAAUUGGUGAGAAAGGCAGCUUUUACCAAGCAGGCCGCUGUGGACACCUCUGAGAAAGAAUUCCAAAAGGAAGAAGAGCACGUCGAAGCGAUUCGAGAGACACCUGAGAACGCCGAGAAUCCUAGGAAUGAAGACGAUGAUGAAGGCUCUGCGUCAAACGCCCCCUCAGCAGAAGCCGCUGUGACUGAGGAAACUCUUGUUAUAGAGGAAUCCUUGGAAGAUGCACCCGGCGCUUUUCCCACAGAAGAGGCUUCUGCCACAGCUGCACUGAGUUCUGCCAAAGAAUCCAUUGAAGUUCCGGGGCCCUUAAAUCGAACUAUCACCGAAGAUGGAGCAGGUGAUGUUUUCAUGACUCCGUCUACGGAAUUGACUCCUGCUAUUUCCGCAGAUGCGACUUCGCAUCCAUCGAUCUCAAACGUCAAUGAGGUUGAAGGUCACGAAGCGCAAAAUGGAAUGACUGAUGUUGAAGGUACGCAGUCAAUCACAGAAAUUGAGAACUCUGUUGAGAAAAGCGUGGAAGAAGAGGGUAUGGAGAUUCCUACCGUGCAAGUUGAGCAAGGUCAGGAAGACGAUGAUGAUGAGGAGUUGCGCUAAAUGGAAUAUCUACUAAUCGUACCUAUCUAUUUUCUUCCCAUUCAGACAUUUAAUCCCGGACCCGGGUAUCAUUCCCUAAACCUCCGCUUACUCGAACACCACCUUCCCAUCUACUUUAUCAUACCAGGCGACUGCGUCCACAUUGCGCUUGCCUUCCACUUUGACGCUUGUUAAAGUCGCAAUGGAGUCAUCAGCACAUACUACCGCAGCAAAC
Molecule: messenger RNA, 1230 nt
Organism: Saitoella complicata NRRL Y-17804
Lineage: Eukaryota; Fungi; Ascomycota; Saitoellomycetes; Saitoellales; Saitoellaceae
Product: AIP3-domain-containing protein
Exons: 1
Coding region: 15-1016 (333 amino acids)
Biological process (GO): establishment of cell polarity
Cellular component (GO): cell tip; cytoplasm
Source: RefSeq, a predicted model, not a curated record